Molecule: messenger RNA, 3635 nt
Organism: Bombina bombina (fire-bellied toad)
Lineage: Eukaryota; Metazoa; Chordata; Amphibia; Anura; Bombinatoridae
Gene: RPTOR
Product: regulatory associated protein of MTOR complex 1
Biological process (GO): positive regulation of cell growth; positive regulation of protein serine/threonine kinase activity; cellular response to amino acid stimulus
Cellular component (GO): cytoplasm; TORC1 complex
Molecular function (GO): protein binding; protein-macromolecule adaptor activity
Source: RefSeq, a predicted model, not a curated record
CGCCGCCCGUGCCGCUGUGCUGAGGUGCUCUCCUUGUCGGGUUCUUAGGAGAGUGGAGUAUAGGCCCCGGUAUGGAGCAACAACCCCCCACCCCGGGGCUUGGGGAAGAUGAAGAAACUGAAAUCACGGACUGGAAUUUACCGGCUGCUUUCAUGAAGAAGCGACACUUAGAGAAAAUCGAAGGAUGCAAGUCCCUGGCGCAGAGCUGGAGGAUGAAGGACCGGAUGAAGACCGUUAGUGUGGCUUUGGUGUUGUGCCUCAAUGUAGGAGUAGAUCCUCCAGAUGUAGUAAAAACUACCCCCUGUGCCCGACUGGAGUGCUGGAUUGAUCCUCUGGCCAUGGGUCCACAGAAAGCCCUGGAAACCAUUGGGGCAAACCUACAGAAGCAGUAUGAAAACUGGCAGCCCAGGGCCAGAUACAAGCAGAGUCUGGACCCUACAGUAGACGAGGUGAAGAAACUUUGCACUUCAUUGCGACGGAACGCCAAGGAGGAGCGAGUGUUGUUUCACUACAAUGGACAUGGGGUUCCUCGUCCCACAGUAAAUGGGGAGAUCUGGGUAUUCAAUAAGAAUUACACCCAGUAUAUCCCCCUCUCCAUAUAUGACCUGCAGACCUGGAUGGGGAGCCCCUCAAUCUUCGUUUAUGACUGCUCCAAUGCUGGACUCAUUGUGAAAUCUUUCAAGCAGUUUGCCCUGCAGAGGGAGCAGGAACUUGAGGUUGCUGCAAUAAAUCCCAGCCACCCUCUGGCACAGAUGCCUCUUCCACCCUCAAUGAAGAACUGCAUACAACUGGCAGCCUGUGAUGCCACUGAAUUGCUGCCAAUGAACCCUGACCUUCCUGCUGAUCUCUUCACUUCCUGCCUCACUACACCUAUUAAAAUAGCGCUUAGAUGGUUUUGUAUGCAAAAAAGUGUACGACUGGUGCCUGGCGUCACUUUAGACCUCAUAGAAAAGAUUCCUGGACGGUUGAAUGACAGAAGAACACCGCUUGGAGAACUGAAUUGGAUCUUUACUGCAAUCACUGACACUAUAGCAUGGAAUGUGCUUCCCAGAGACCUGUUCCAGAAACUGUUUCGUCAGGACUUAUUGGUUGCAAGCUUAUUUCGUAACUUCCUGUUGGCAGAGAGGAUUAUGAGGUCCUACAACUGCACCCCAGUGAGCAGCCCUCGACUACCUCCCACCUACAUGCACGCCAUGUGGCAGGCAUGGGAUCUAGCAGUUGACAUUUGCCUUUCUCAGUUGCCUACAAUCAUUGAAGAAGGCACAGCAUUCCGGCACAGCCCCUUUUUUGCUGAGCAGUUGACUGCAUUCCAAGUCUGGCUGACCAUGGGAGUGGAGAACAGAAAUCCCCCGGAACAGCUACCGAUUGUCCUGCAGGCCUGGCAAGAAGAGUUUCCAUUUAUCUUGACAGGAGUAAACAAGGAGGAGCUGGGAUGGUGGUGGAUUGGGAGCAAGACACUGGACUCCUCUUUGCAUCUGGAGAUGUUCGGAUUAUCCGGAUAUGGGACACGGAAAGAGAGAUGAAGGUGCAGGACAUUCCUACAGGUGCUGAUAGUUGUGUCACUAGUCUGUCAUGUGACUCUCAUCGCUCACUUAUUGUGGCUGGACUCGGGGAUGGCACGGUUCGUGUGUUUGAUCGCAGGAUGGCUGCGAAUGAAUGCCGUGUCAUGACUUACCGGGAGCACAAUGCCUGGGUGGUAAAGACUCAUCUUCAAAAGCAGUCAGAUGGAAAUAUCGUGAGUGUGAGUGUGAAUGGAGAUGUGAGAUUUUUUGACCCCAGGAUGCCUGAAUCUGUUAAUAUGCUACAGAUUGUAAAGGGUCUGACUGCUUUGGACAUCCACCCACAGGCCAACCUGUUUGCUUGUGGUUCCAUGAACCAACUUAUUGCUAUUUAUAAUGGUAAUGGGGAACUGAUCAGCAAUAUCAAAUACUACGAUGGAUUCAUGGGCCAACGGAUUGGAGCCAUCAGCUGUUUAGCCUUCCAUCCAUACUGGCCCCAUUUAGCCGUUGGCAGCAACGAUUAUUACAUGUCUAUUUACUCCGUGGAGAAACGAGUGAGAUAGCCAAUUAGACAAGACACUGGACUGGGUGUUAUGCUCGAUCUCUUUGUCUAAUAUUUAACUGAAUGACGAACCUGGAGAAUGGAAUGUGACUACUGCUGCUGAAGACUAGAAGAAACUACAUAAUGAAAUAAGGACAGGAUAAACUAUGGGUCCUUCUCGACCCUCUUCCUGCCUCUCUUCAUUCUGUUUAUUUUUUUAAAGAGGCUGGCAUAGAAUGCUUUGUACAUUUGGCAGCCAGUAUUUGGGUGGAGGACUAAAGUUUUUUUUUUAGCUGUAGAUUUGCAAAUAUUUGUUUGACCGCCCCUCCAUCAUUACCUCUCCUGCCUCUUUCACAGCUGCUCAUCAGUCCCUUCAGAAAACUCUUUGCAGGGGUUAUAGUAAUUAAUGUCAUAUAGAAGGUUAUCUCGUGUGGACUGAUCUGGGUUGUAUGCUUAUGUUAUGGACAACUAUAUGAGGCCUCUGCACAUCUGAUGCCUUCUCUGGGGCAAGGUCAUUUUCUGCAUAAGAUAAGUGCGAUCAGCCACAAGUGUGACUAUUAACAGAUCAACUGCUGCUUGGAACAUUUAUGGAAGAUUUCUGACAUGUCCAGAUCAUAUCAGCAGGAUAUCUGCAGCUAUCCGCUCCAGAGUCCCUCAUUUUACCUUUAUAAUCUCCCCCAGAAAUAUGCUUCUUCCCACAUAUUAAGAUGGGCAUGGAUGCAGGAGCAAAUUCUAGUUACCAGGUGAUGACCACGUUUGCCAGUCAGUAGAAAUAAUGCAUAUGUACAUUUUUUUUUCCAUCUGAUAGGUUAUCCACUAGUUCCAUGACACAAAUGUCCUGCUACACCAGCUAUCUGUGCAACAAAUCAUGCAUUUCUCAACCCUUCUCUUUAUCCAAACCAAUGUUGCUAUCUUUUCAUUUUUACAUCAAGGGCCUUGUUCCAGAAUGGCUUCCCUAAUGUUAGAAUUGCUUAUUUAAAACUGCUAUUCUGACUUCUAGGGAUCUUAGAUUAGAAUAUAUCUGCAUAAGGAGACCACUGCACCCAGGGUGGCUCUGUGUCUGAGGUUUUAUAUUAAAUCCUUUUACUGCUGACUGGGUGCAGUAAGCUCUAUCAGGCGUCCUCUUAAUGACUGCUUUCCCCUAAUUUACUGUACCGUACAAUGCUCUAAAUUGUUACCCUCCAUUUCAAUGCAAUGUAUUAUUGCCCUCUCCCAAUCUAUGAUGGGUAUUUCAAUGUCCUAUUUUAACUACUUAGAAAAGUUUGGUUUUAGAAGAAGGGAAAUUGAUUAUUUUCAGUAUUUCUUUCUGCUUUUUACUCAAUUCUUGUUAAUAGAUCUCAUAAAAAGGACCGCAGGGUUUAAAUAUGUUGCAAAUAAUAAGGAAAUCUUUGCUUGUCACCAGUGAUGGGGAAUUAAUUACAGUGGUGCCUCAAUUUUGAGUACCUUUCUUUACAACGCAAUCAUGAAUUGAACAGAAUUAAUUGCUCACCUAUUUAUUUUAACACAAUAACAAACCAAAAGUUCAGAAAAUGGCUGCUCUUGUGGAUACUAUGCACAAGAGCAUUAAUUAAAUAUUAAUAAACCCAGAAAAACAA